This is a messenger RNA of Glossina fuscipes, 356 nucleotides long. Its product is annotated as 40S ribosomal protein S2-like. The transcript has a single exon. Gene Ontology annotation, molecular function: structural constituent of ribosome. NCBI's taxonomy places the organism in Eukaryota, Metazoa, Arthropoda, Insecta, Diptera, Glossinidae. Gene Ontology annotation, cellular component: ribosome. The record is from RefSeq and is a predicted model, not a curated record. The coding region runs from base 22 to 237 and encodes 71 amino acids. Gene Ontology annotation, biological process: translation.
CCCGUCCCUAAGAAAUUGCUUAUGAUGGCUGGUAUUGAGGAUUGUUACACUUCUGCCCGCGGUUCAACCGGAACCUUGGGUAAUUUUGCUAAGGCUACUUAUGCUGCUAUAGCAAAAACCUAUGCCUACUUAACUCCGGACCUAUGGAAAGAAUUGCCUUUAGGCUCGACGCCAUAUCAGCAGUUCAGCGAUUUCUUGGCCGAUAAGCCAGGUGCCCGUCAUCAUAUUGAUGCUUAAAAAUGCAUCAAAUUUUAAAUGAAUUUAAUUAAAAUAUUACCUUUGAUGUAUACAGUGGGUUUCUAGUUCGCCACACAUUUUUUUACCAUAAAUAAAGUUCUUACAAUGUAAAAAAAAAA